UUUUUGUCAUGCAGGAAACAAAGUACUUUUAAAGGCGUGCAGACAAGACAAAUACACAACUUACAUAAUCACAGGGUCUUGUAGGGUUUAAGCUUGUGAAAAGAAACCAAAUUUUUGAGGUUUGGCAGCAGUUUCCUGCGAACAAGAAGAAAAAAUGUUUUUCUCUUUCGCUUUAGUCGUGUUCACGAUACUACUAGGAGCCGCACAUACGGCAUCGGCCAUGGGAGAUCAACUCAUCAAAAAAGCAAAACAGGAACUAGUAAAGGGAUUCGAGGCAUACGACAGAGAGGUGCGGAAGCAGUUGAAAAGCCAGUAUGGAGAUGAACAGAAUAAUCCGGAAGGCAAAGUAGAGGCAACUCUAUCUUCGGGAUACAUAUUCCCGCAGUGGAGGAAACAAAGAAAUAGAGGAAAUAAAUUGCAACGGCUGUUGAUGCCGUGGGUGUCUGUUGAGGGAGAUGGUCAUGGUGGCGACUACCAGUACGGCGAUCUCCACGAGCUUGGGAGGCACAUCGCUUACGGUUAAGACGGUCUUAUAUGAUUCAUCACGAAGCAGGUUGGAAUCUCCUUAGAAGUGCAUGCCUACUUGGAAGUACGGGACUCCCAUCACAACUGGCCUCGAGUCAGGGUGGUGAUCAUGAUGAAUUUUAGAGACUCUAAAGGUAUUUUUGGAAGCGAAUCGCUAACCCGGCGUAUUCGGAAACUAUCGGCGAACUUAAGAUGGGAACCAGUGAUAGCGAUCGCUUCGUGGUCAAGGUGCCUCGGCAUUCUUCCGGCGGCCAAGUGUACAAGGAUGAACAUGGGGUACUACUUCCUGGCCAUUGGUUUUGCCUUAGGUGAUUUACUUUUCAAGGCUCGUCCAUGUCCAUCUCUCAUAAUAGUUCUUAUAUCAACUCUCUCUCUCCCCGGGCCGGAAUGCCCCGGGAGACAUUAAAGAAGGGAAAAGCGAUUUUUUCAGGGAUGUGGGCUUGCGUGAAUGGUUUCACCUAGUGAAAGAAGCGCCCGAAGGGCGCGCGCUCCCCUCGGCCUAGUGGUAAGCGGAAGCGGGAGGAGCAACAGGCAAGGCGGGGGUCGUCUUCGUGUGGUUUGUUGCCUUCCCCGCGAGGGUGCCCGAAAGCGAUAGCGAAAAAGAUGGGAGCCCAUUCCCAAGGUGGUCGCAAGCGCCGGCGGACAGUUAAACCCGGGAAGCUGUUGGCGCUAUGUUCACAGCGUCGGCCAUGGUCGGCGGGUGUUUGAUGUUUUUUCCUCUCCUCUCCUUUGGUCGCUCGUGGUCUCGCGCCCGAGCGAUAGUGAACAACAACAACGAAAACAGAGAAAGCGGCGCCCCGCGAGGGCUUUCCGUAGUGAUAGCGAAAGAGAUGGCAGCUCGUUUCCAAGAUGAUGGCAAGCAAGCGCUGGCGGGCAGUUGAGUGCGCAGCCCACGGGCGCCACUUCAAACGCGUUGGCCAUAGCUGGCGGAGGUGUUUUGCGGUUUUUUCUUCUCCUCGCCUUUGGUCGUUUGUGGCCUCGUGCCCGAGCGACAGCGAACAACAGCGCCGGACACAGAGAAACUUGAAGCCCGCGAGGGUGCUCGGAAACAAUAUCGCGAAAAGUGGGCGCCAUCCAGCCCGUGCGUUCCCAAGAUGAUGGCAAGGAAGCAAGCGCCGGCGGGCAGUUUAAAAACACGCAGCCCACGGGCGCCAUGGCUUGCGCGUUGGCCAUACUAGUCGGCGUGGGUGUUUGUGGUCUUCUCCUUUUCUCUCCUUUGGCUGCGUGAUUAAACGAUGGCGCGCCACAGCACGGAAAACAAAACAAGGGGAACGGGAUCAAAGGAGCCGGGCGUUGCUGCUGCGUAUUGUUGUAAAGGAACCGGAAGUCGCCGGGCGUUGCUGCUGCGUAUUGUUGUAAAGGAGCCGGAGGCCAUUGCUGUCGUUGUUGUUGCUGCUGUGGGGUCUGGGGCGCAUACAUAAGUCUGGCUUGAAGGUGUAAGGUCAUGCUGUUUGACUGUUGAGAAGAUGCUCACUCUGAGGAUACCACGAGAAGGAAGCCCGAGGGGCUUCGCUUCCUCUGCUAUUCAAGCACUGGAGGGGCUUUCGUUUGUGGGAUGACAUAGCUCCGCUCCUGCGUUUUGGGCUUCUCUUUCUGAGGGUAAGGGGGCGGGGGGAGCUAAAAGGAAGCAAGCUAGCAGGCUGCUACUUCAUGCUUGAAGCGUCGCGGGCCCUAAGUAAGCCCCAACCCUAUAAAGAAAAGACGGAGGCUGUGAGGAUUUGGCUGCAGCACACCUCGAAGCUAAAGCGGAGAGCGGUCGUCGCUGAAGAGAGGCAUUAGACCAGAUCACAUCAGCUCUGGCCCCGUCCUGGAGAGGGUCGCUCGCUUUUAAAGCGGUGAGAAUUUCUAUCAGAUUGCGUCUUGGUCUUUCAAAGGUUACACCAUAGGGAGCACCCAACAUCCCUCGCCCUCCUUUGUGCCUUUGUUUUUCACUCUCGGGAAUGUACCCAGGGGCAGGCAAUUCCCAUACUUCGCCCACUACAUUCCCACAAGCCUCAACACGCUGGGGACGAAUAAGCAGAGAGAAAACGCAGAAAGCCACAACGGAAGGCAAAGGGGCUAGCCCGGGAAGAACACAGACAGCCACAACACUAAGAGAAAAAAAGAAGAGUAUGGCAGUCUCCAGCAUUAGCCGCGCCUUCUACAUAACCCAGCGCGUUCGGAUUGUGUUUCUUGUCCUGUGAUGGUGUUCCUUUCUUUGGAUGUGUUGAAUAAGAAACACGACGAAACUGCUGCGGCUGUUGUCUCUCUGGAUAGGACAGAUUUGGGAGGGGGCUCCUUUGUAUAAGUUUAGUCAUUGCUGAGCAAGUGACUGACUUCAUGCUAUAAACCACCGAAAAAGUGCGAAGCUUUGUCUUGUUUGGUCGUGUUGCAGGAAGGCCUUAUCUUGUGCCGUUGUUUGUAGGUUUAAGCUGCGCCAGGUUUUCGCUGUGAUGGUUAAGCGAUAUAAUUGUGAAUAUUGCGACGAAGAUAAAAGGCGGCGGACGUAUCGCUUGAAAUGAAUUCAGAGGAAAGCGAAGCCAAUCUAUCAAGGAAGGCAAGAAAUUACAUACGUGACGGAGCAGCGCCGGCCAAUAUUAUAAACCAUAGCGCUGCACUUCAAUAAGGCUUGGACUCCCAUAGCAUGGCGUGGCUGUCCGUGGGGUGAAUUUCUGUAGGUCUUUUAGGCUAUGAACUUCGCGAGAGUUGUGCCCCCCACAGGUGUGCGGUUGCUACUGACUAGUAUGCAAGUGGUCUUUUAGCUGAUAAAGAGCCGCCAAGCAAGAACGCUGAAAGCGUACCACAUUGAGCGUUUCGGUUUACUGAAAAACUCUGCGCAUUCAUUUGCCUGCUUUCUUUGAAGGAAGAAGCUGAGAGAAAUAGAAGGGAAAAGGGAGAAGAAGUAAGAGAAAGCGAAAGAAAGAAGGGAGGAAAAACAGAAAGGCUUUGUUAGGUUUUUGAAAGUCGGGAACCGACUGAGCAAGCACAUCACUAAGCGAGAGGCCUCAGACCGUUGACGAUGGUGCGCCAUCGAUUUCGAUACAGUUGGGAAAUUCUUGAGCAAUUUCAUGACAAGACAAAAACUGAAAAAGCCAGUAGGGUUUUAGUUUACUACCCAAAGUACUACACUCAGACAGCAUUUCGUGGCUGAAACUGAAUGAGACAGAUCGCCUGGCGCGAUUUGGUUUAGCUUGUUCUAGCUAAGAAACAACUAGACUACCCAACCCAUUUACAGCUGGGGGCUGUUCAAGUCAUGGACUAAAAGCUUUUGGGUUAGCAUUCGCAUAACUUCGCUUGCUUUCUUGCGCUAAGUAAGUAGACUAAAAGUAGGCGUAGGCAACCGACGACGGGGAGACACAACCCGGCGGCGGAAGAUUCAACACUAAACACAUAGAAGACCCCUCACCACCAGACGAAAGAUCAAAAGGAACAUGCGCAGCCGGCAAAUUCGCGCGCUUCCUUGACGAAAAUAAAGAACGCACGUCCUGGAGGAUAGUCGUCGCGUCCUCUUUUCUCGUGGCGUCUGGUCUUCUGCUUUCGGCUUCGUUUUCCUUCGUGCAGAGUCCAGGAAUGCAGCCUACAACCUCGCCAACAGCUUCAAAGGAACUGCCCCCAAAUGUUCAAACUCCUAAGGGAACGAAAUAGAUAAGGAGAAUACGGAGGCAGCCACUGAAGAAAUUCGUCGCUUUUGGCGCUCAACUGAACAAACGUUGAGACAGAUAGGCUACGCUUCGAACCGGGGCGCACUCGAAGUGCAAACCGGGCUUCGGCGUCUUCGAGCCGAACUUAGACACCUUCGGGAGCAACUACUUCCACCCGAGACAGAGCAGUCGCGUCUGCGACCAUCGUGAGGAGUACGCAAAUCAGGAGGGGGAUCGACGUACUUUCGUGAUGGUGCACGAGCAACCGGCGACGCAUUCCGUCGAGUAUGCAGAGAGCAACGAAUCCACUUACACAGCAAAUUCGUGAGACAGUUGCGAGUCUCGAUUUCAAGACCACAGCUUGGUCGUUUCAAGGUCGAGCGUAACACUUUCGACGCGGGGGUCUACUCCCCUGCCGGUAUUAAUAUACCACGCUCACGAUUCAGAUUUAUCUGAGAUUGUUUCUCCUUGGAUGUUUCAAGCCUGUUCUUCAACUUCCACGUGCUGCGACGGGUACUCUCAUGGAUGCGGCGGCCGUGGGGGGAACCGGUUAGACCGUCUGGCGUUAGCUUACGGCCAUUUUUCUGAGACGCGACGUCUCGCUGCGGUCAUUUUUCUGGACACAGCGUGUUCUACGAAAAUUUCAAGUGGGUUGCGGUACGCUUGGCCUGGGAUUCUGGCUUUACGUUGGGGCCGGUUUCGAGUGGGUUGCGGUGUGUUUGGCCUUGCGUUCUGGCUUCGCGUUGGGAUCCGGUUCCAAGUGGGUUGCGGCGCGCAUGACUUUGGGCCUUGGCUUUACGUUUUGCCCGAGUUUCAAGUGGGUUACGGUACGUGCGCGCGACUUUGGGUUUUAGCAUACGCUUAGCUCGAUUUUCAAGUGGGUUACGGGUUUGCCUUGGAUUGCGUUUGCUGGCCUUGGGUUACGUUUUCGCCUUAGGUUACGCGCUACAUUGGGUUACGUUUUACUUUGACGCACGUCCGACCUUGGGUCUCAGCCUACGGCGGGAUCCGCAUUCCAAGUGGCUUAGCGUACGCUUGGCCUUGGGCUGUGGCCUACGUUGGGGUCCUAGUUUCAAGUGGCUACCGUACGUUUUACCUUGGGUUGCGCUUACCUACCUCGGAUUACGGUUCUGCCUUGGGCGGCAGCGACGUCGGCUGCUGCGUCGUGGAGUCUUCGUCUCCAGUCUUAGCCGUUUUGUCACGAUUUCGCGGCUUUUCCGCGUGAGCACAAAAAUAAAAAAGCCCACUCAUAGGGGGGAACUACUAAGGGCACCCGAUCAGUCACUAAAUCGACGCUAUAUCUUUCCCUAUAUUUUUUGGGGUUUUCCCUUUUCGUCAUAUGUACUAGCAGUGGCGCCGAUUUCGGAACUCGAAGUCGGUCGCUCAAAAUCGGUCGCAUCGGUCACAGGGAGCGCGUGCUUGUCAGUUCUGCCAAGCGCGUCUCUUUUUUUACUUGUACCCAAAGAAAAAAAUCACUUGCACCCAAAAAAAAAAGUAGCAAUGAGGCGGUCGCAGUAGAGGCACUGGGCCAGGCCGUCGAGCGACCUCUCCGCGGCUGCACGAAGCCGGCAAAACUUAUGGGCUUUGUUUGAUAGCCAGGCAACCGCUUGCAGUAUUACAGAGGGCCAAGGCCUUUCGACCGGUUGCGAAGUUAGUGCACCUCCUGACUCUGGUCGGCGGCGUGGUUCGACGGCGGUGCGCUUUGAUGUGGGGCGCCACUAGCAGGAGCGGCCAGCAAGUGUGGCCGCUGUGUCUGUCUUGGCGCUGCUGCUUCUCAUGGGGUUGGAGGCUCGCCACGUGUUGAGGGAUGCUGGGACCUCCUCGCGAUCGGCGCAGCGCACCAGCCUCGGCGCGUGUCUUGCUCUAGUUGUGUGACCAAGCAGGAGGGGGAGACGCCUCGCCGUGUUGCUGCUCUCUGCUGCUACAGUGGGGCCGCGGUUUUGGACUCGCUGUCGCUGGCGAUGCUCUUUGGUGUGGGUCAUGACAUGCCUGGGCUGCUUCGGCGGGAUAUUGAUAGAAGUCCAUCACCGUCACCGCUGUGCCCAUUGGGGGAGCGGUUGACGCUAAACGGCUUAGUUACAGCUAUGCAGCGUCUUGCGCGUCGUGGAUGGUCAUGGGAUGGCUCUGCUCGAAGGCGACGCGCUUCGCUGAAAGAAGCGCAGACAGGGGCGGGCGAUGCUUGCAUGUCUUCGCUCACGGAGAUGGCCCAACAAUACUAAGCAAGCUGCGGAAUGUUGCAAAUGGCUGGGGCUGCUCCUCGGUCGACUUCCGUGGGGCCAACGGUUUCAGGAGCUUGCCCACAGGUUCGGACCAGGGGAGUCAGGUUCUGCCAGGUGGUUGGCGGCUUUGCUGCGUGUAAAAAGUCCGCAAGAGCACGGGCCGACGUGCGUGGUUUGCUUUGGUAUUGCUUGUGUUGUGUGCGUUGUAGGCGGGGUUGGAGGGAGGUGCAUAAGGAUACAUCGGCACGCAUGCCCCAUGGCAGACGCGUCCCGGGUUUUCUUCUGUGUGAUGAAUGGCCGCGCCGUAUCAAGUGACAGCAACAACGAGCGUGACGCACCGUCGUGGCCUUCUUAGUUAAAUAGCCCGCGACGCCGGGGGUGUUGCCAAUCGCGUACUUGCUGCCAUUCAGACUCGCCCCUUUUCAUUGUCGGCCCCAACAUUUGUCAGUGGGGGCUGAUAGAUGAACGCGCAACGCUAGUGCGUAUUGUGGUUGGCAGUUAUUUCGGUGCGCCCAUUCACACCCCCCGCCCCCUCUUAUAAUCUUGCGGGAGUAGGGGGGUGAGCUGGAUGCAGCUGGCGCCUCAGCAUGUGAAAGAGGAGGAGGCCACUGGCCUGGCGCUUUGGCUUGGCGUAAAUAACUUGGAGCGCGUGGCUUCAUUGUCUCGACGUGCCAAAGCCAAAAGCUGGAAAGUAAGGGAUGACUGAAGGCGCGGGAAAGGCGCCAGCGAGCUGCUGAGAAGGCUCGCGCGGGGUGGCCACAAGCGCGCUCCUUAGUGGUAGCAGUAGUGGAAAGCCACCUGCUGGCAGGAAGAGUGAAGAGGAAAAUUGGAGAUGAGGAGUCAGUGCGCCUGCGAGUGCGGCAGCCGUUCCCGCUUCAUCCUUGAGCAGGGCCCAAAACGUGAAGAGGCAAGGGACUGGCGGGGCAUCGGCUUCAGCGCCAGCCCCGAAGACGGGCGCAGCGCUUCCUUCGGCAGGCGCAGACGCUUGGGACUGGAGUCGGCCGGCUAAUCACAGGCAAGCAACACUGCAGCAAAGCAAAGGGCCAACGCUGCACGCUGCGGACAGCAGCAGACGAGACACAGGCGCCCCGCUGGUGUCGGUGAGGGGCCACCGGAUUCGCCGCCCUUUCAUCAGCUAAAAGGCUGCGCAACCACCGGAGAGGAUGGAAGACGCAGAGAGCCUCGAGGAGUGGGCGCCAAGCUUCCAGAGCACAAGAAACAAAGAGAGACGCCCCUUCAGUGAUGGGCUCGCUUGCUCUUGUCUGGUCUCGGGUCGGUGCUCUUUGGUGGUUCGUCUGCUUUCAAGGUGCUGGAGAUGAGCAGCGAGCGAGCACGCAGGGCAGAGCCUCCGCAGCGGGUUUUAGCUGAAGGACUAGCUGGGGAGGAACCUCUGGGAGUCACAAGCUUAGGAGCGGAAGAACGGCAUGCGCAACAACUGCAGCGACAACAAACGGCAGCGCCGUCGCGUGUGCUCUCAGGCCAACGAAGUCCAGUAGCUUUGCUGAAGCUGAACAACUACAGCAAGAACAAGCAGAGGAAAACGGGCGCCAGCUGGUUGAUGAACUCCACCAGAAUGCAGACGAGGGGCAGAGCGUGGCGGCCGUCGUCUUGGCUGACAACGGUGGGACUCUUGGCAACUUUUUAGAGGGAGCUGACACGAAUGACAAAAAAGACGCAAGGGCGCACAACGAUGAGAGACCCAAAAGCAAAGGGGGCGGAGAGGUGUUUGGUGUGUGUCAGUCAAGACCAGGGGCGGCAGGGUGCGUGAGGGAGUUGCCGAGAGUAGGCUACCAAGAGCAAAGCAAAAGCGCUCCGCGUCAGGCGUGUGGCCCGCCGAGUGCGGGGGCCUUGCGAAAAGUGUCGAAGCAAGCAACAUCUUCAAGAGUUUUAUUUUGGCCAUGUUCUUCAGCUAGUCGAGCGGGCUCAGGGCCGAGGGCGGCUGAUUUGUUCACAGAAAGAAGCCAGCGGGCGCACGCGUCGGGGCUGACCAUGGUAAGCCUUAAGACAGAGAAGGCCCACUCACUCUGCUAAGAUCUUCAGACGCUUGCGAGCUUGUAGGGGACUCUUCCCUGGUGGGAGAGACGUUCGCGCAGUUUCGCCGUGUUCUUAUUCGGCUGGUCUGCAUCUGACUGCGCUAGAAGUGUCGGGCUUUUUCUAUGUCAAAGCCACAAAGGGCGGCCUGAGCAGUGGCUCGGGCUUCUCUUCGGCUCCCUUUGUUCGUUCACUUUGACACGCGUCAGAGGUGAAGCUGGGGCAGUUUCUUACUGGGUUGGUGCUGAUGCAAGACGACACCUUGACGGCGAUGAAGGCACUUAAAAUAAGGCAAGCAAGAGGCAAGGCAGAGCGCCCCGUGGAGGGGUUUUCCGCGUCUCUCCGUCAUCUCUCUGCGCUUCUCCGCUUCAAGUUGAAGCGCGUCACCUGGUGGGCUUUUCGCGUAGACCUCUUUACUGUGUCACGGUUCUCAAAGUGCUUGGCUUCGACAAUGAGACAGGCUACUGCGGCGCUGAUUUGGUUUCUCCUAUAUUUUUUGCCUUUUUCUCCUAUAUUUUUUGAGUUUUUGUCCUGUGUUUUUCAUAUAUUUUCCAAAUAAAUAUUUUUGCUAUAGUUUUGCUGUAUUUUUUGACGAAACAGCACCAGGAGCCAAGUCCCGUCUCCGAAAAUAACAUGCAAAAAAUAUAGUAAAAAUAUAGGGCAAAAAUGUGGAAAAAUAUAGGCGCAAACGGCAAAAAAUAUAGGCAGAACGAAAUCAGCAACGCAGUAGCCUGCCUCGAUCUUGAAACGUGUCACCGUGAGAACCGUGGCAAGGUAAAGGGGUCUCCGGUAAGGGCUCGCCAAAGCGAUGCGCUUCAGGCUAAGGCGUGGCGCAAGUAGCUGAGUGACCGGCCCACGUCAAGGGUGAAGCUGUGCUUUUUGUUGCGUCAAUUAGACUAGUCGGGCAGGGCGUGGAUCUCCAUAAAAAACCUCAGCAAGGCCUAAGCAAGUCCAGGCGGUACCGCUGAGGGGCUUCGUGCAUAGAGUGGCUGGGCGGGAUGCCUUGACUGAGAGAGAGGCAAAGACGCUCCAGAGGGGGCGCGCAGCUUGUCGCCGAUGGAUCGGCGGCGACAUGGCUGCGGCAUGGUUGUGCCUCGCCUCUGCAGUAGCGGGCAUGUCGUUGCCCGAGCAGCGUCUUGGCUGAAAGGCGACCUGCCUUAGGGCUGAGCAGAUAAGGGGCCCUCUCGCUCUCGCCGUGGCGGUCUUGCCGCUUCCUUGGUCUUUCUGUGUGGUGUACAUAGUCGAGAAACAUGGCACGCAGCGGAAAGGAGAGCAAACACGAGGGGAGGCUGAGAAUUAGAGAGGCAAGCCCAACUUUCGCGCAGGAGGGUCCCCGUAGCGUAUUCAGAUCGAAGUGGGUCGCGGCAGUGAAUGAGCUGCAGCAGAUUGAAGGCGCACACCGAUAGGCGCACGGGCUCAGACUCUGAGCAAAAAACGCGGAGCGGGUCCGCCCUCUUCAUAGAAUCGAAGGGAUGGGCGUCGGAAGUGGUGCGGGGUUUAUCUCUGUCGCGAUCGGUGUGGCUUCCGUGUGUGUGGUUCAUCGCGCUACCCAUUGAGGCGCGAGGCUUCCGCGGCCGCGAGUAGUGGCGCCGGCUUGUCUGGUUUCUUGUUUUUUGUUUCUUUCUGUUUCUGCUGUCUCGGAUGCGUGUCUGCCGCUAUGUGUGGCGUUCUGCUGCACAUCGGAAGCAGGGGCCUUUCUUCUGGCUCGUGUUUCUCUUGGUCUUGUCGUUCCUCUUCUUGGACUCGCCAUCCGGCGUGGCUGACGUUGGCUCGCUUGCGAGGCGAAGAAGGUAGCGCCUGGGCGUGGUCUCCGCCGCUCUCUUGACUAUUCUCCCAGCGCAUGGGCAAGGUAUGGGCUUGGCGUGCUGCUUCUGAGUGACGGGAAAGAAACGGGCAGCCCAGUCUCUUAGCUGGUUGAAUGACUUGCAGGGCCCGCAGGCUGAUGCGUAGAGGAUCUAGAGGGCAGCCAAAGCGAGCACCAGGCACACAAAAACAGAGCGGGCAGCGCCUGCGCCGGCUUUCUUACAGAUACUGGCACUGCAGCCGGUGGGGCUCUUCUGUUUGUUCUCGUUGUUUUGGUUUGUCGUGUUGCUUUUGUUGUUUCUGCUUUCUUGCCUUUGUGAAUCGGUAAGGGCUCAGCGCCUUGCGUGCCCACUAUCUUAGAGCUGUGGGCGAUGAAGGACCGCGACAGCCAGGCGAAAAAACUCGCGGGCCUUGUGCUGGAGUUGUGGUUGUGGUGAUAAAAGCAAGAGGCAGGCAGCCCCAUUCGCUGCGCAAUCGGCAUGGGGAUGGGGCUUGGCUGUUUCUCUUUUUCUCUGCUUUCUUCCUUCUGGUUUCAUUCUUGCCCCAUUUGGGGGCCACAGCUCUGACGGCUUUGCUGUUCGUUGUUGUUUACCAGGGCAGAACCCAAACGCCCGGCACGGUGUGGCAGGCGUGGAGGGCUUCGCGGCAGGCGCAGCUUGCUUGUUGAUGGCUUCACGCUUAUGCUGAGGCAGCCUGGCCAUGCUAGCGGCCGCGGCUGUUGUGGGUGGUUGGCGUUGUUCUUGGUAAUCGUUUCUCGCUUUGGGCUUGGAUUUGCUUCGGCUGGUCUUGACUAUCUUGGCUGACGUAUCAGCUCACGCCUACGCAGUAGCGCUUCGCCCAUUCUUGGAAUCAGAGCGCGCGGGCCUGGCGCUGGCGGGUAGGAUGUGCUCGCCAUUUUCGGUCUUCGUUUCGCGUGCUUCGUGGUUCUGCCUUGUUGGGUGAAUUUUAGACGCUUGGAGGUGUCCACAUCCAUGAGGGGACAGAAAUGGAGAGAGGGCCUCGUGGCUCUGUCUUGGAGUUGAGCCUUCUGAACUGUCUUCAGCGGUUCGCUAGGGGUGACGGUGUGGCGCUAGUGUUUGUGGUGGUGCAGCUUGUAUUUGUUGCGGCUUUGGUGUGCGUAGGGUCUUUCUUCUUGUGUUUGCGUGGCUGUAUGCGUCCGUUCGCGUUUCUUUGUUGGUUGAUUAUAAUAGCAUCCAGAAAUCUGCCAUGUGCAUGGGCCGCAUGUUCAUUUUUGGCGCGGGUGUUUUUGGUUCUGGUGUUUCUGGUUCAAGUAUUUGCGCCUCGCGUGUUUUUGGUUGCGGGAGACGCUUUAUUCGGUUCAGGUGUGUUCGGUUGAAGGAAGUGCUUCUGUUUCGGAAGGUUGCGGGGAAAUUGUUGAAGCCUUAUGUGCCUCGUCUUUAGUAUUAAUUUUGAUUCAAUUUUUUCCCCUUCGUUAUCUCAUCUUCAGAUACAUGCCCAAGUGCAUAUCCGUGCCACCGCGAAUGCUCUUUGCUUCGACCUUGCUGCAGAUAACAUCUUAAAGACGAAGACGAUGAUGGUUGAGGCAAUGUGGGCGGACGGCGGCAAAAUACAUACAAUACAAAUUUAUGAUCAAGAUCUACAGGUAAAAACUCCUGGGCUACAAACAGAUUCCAUCGCCACUGAAGCUACAAGCGAACCUGAGGUCGUAGAUGAAGACCUAGAACAACAAGGUGAAUCCACUCUCGAGGACGACGAUGAACAAGAUUCUCCUCCUCACAACUCUGGAGGUUCCAUCGCUCCUGAGUUAGAGGACCUUCGGGUAGAAGAGGUAUCCACUCCGCCGGACGACGAUAAACAAUAUUCUCCUCAUCACUUCCCUAGAGGUUCCAUCGCUCCUCAGUCAGAGGAACUUCGGGUAGAAGAAUUCGCAUCCACUCUCGAGUACGGCUAUGAAAAGUCUCUUCCUCCUCACCAGCACCGUAGUAUGGGAAGUGCUGGCUUAGUGCAAGCAAGCGCGACAUCUCGGAAGGACAACAAGUACAUCGCCACUUCCUUCUCCCACAAGGUCCUAUCUUCUGCUUACAACAACCCAGCACUCCUCGUCCUUGGUUCUAGUGUGAUCAUUCUGGUGGGGCUUCUGUUUUGUUCGAAGCGCGCGCGUCGCACUGCGUUCCAGCUUGUUCGCGGCUGCGAACAGCACUCGGACUCGCGUGAUCAGCAGGACGUCACAGCGUCCACAAGCAGCGGCGAGGGCAUCUAUGGUGCCCUGGAGAAAGGUGAAGAAGUGGACCACGAGGAGAACAUCACAGUGUCCACGACCAGCGACGAGGGCACCUAUGGUGCCCUGGAGAAAGGUGAAGAAGUGGGCGCGGAGAUCUCGAUCUCGUAG
Molecule: messenger RNA, 12548 nt
Organism: Amoebophrya sp. A25
Lineage: Eukaryota; Dinophyceae; Syndiniales; Amoebophryaceae
Source: the annotation of a GenBank genome assembly